Messenger RNA from Bursaphelenchus xylophilus (pine wood nematode), 5027 nucleotides. The record is from the annotation of a GenBank genome assembly. Lineage: Eukaryota; Metazoa; Nematoda; Chromadorea; Rhabditida; Aphelenchoididae.
AUGACAAAGGAGGAAGAAGAAGAAUAUAUUCAGGAGCAGCAAGAUGGAAAUCCGAUGAGACAUGGAAAGAAGGUUGCAAGGUACAUCUAGUACGGUCUUAAUUACAUAUGUACAAUAAAUAUCAGAUGUCUUAGUCAUAUUCCUAAAAUAAAACGAAUUUGAGUGUGAAUCAGAGGAAUACUUUGGUGAGUCCAUUGUCCUCUCUCCCCGAUCUCCCACUGUUCCUUUUCUUCUUAUUUUUAUAUAACUUUAGGUCCAGGUCCUUUCAUAUGUAACAUCGAGUCGGAACGGAUUUUUUCUGUUGUUAUUUGGGGGAUGUUGCGUGGAAAUAAAAUUCGUCAUAAAAUUGUUAGGGAAAUUUUUAGUUAAAUAGCUCAAGAAAACCAUUUAAAUCACUUUUAGUUUCUACUCCUACCAUAAUAUAUUAUAUGAGCGUUCAAUACCCGAUUGACGUCAUCGUCGCUCUUUUCGAUCUCAGAGUAACAGUAAGGCGGUAAAAGUAAUUAGAGAUCCAUAAAUCAAGAAAGGAUCCUCCGUUUCGAGUAAAAGUAAUCAAAAUUGUAACGGAAUAUAUUGUAGUUACUUGUAAUUUAUUUCCGAGAUGGUCUUUGAUUUAUGGAGCGCUCUAAUUGCUUUCCCUUUCUGUUCGUUUCGAAUGGAGAUCGGUAUAACAAAGGGUUUAUAUUUUGUUAUAUUAUACCAGGUAAUGACCGAAAAAGGAAAUAAAGUUCAGGGGUCAGCUUACGUUACGGAACGAAUGGUAUUGCGAAACGAGCAAUAUUUUGAUUAUUUUCUAUGAUUUUUGUCCAUUCCGAUAAUUCAAAUUAAAUUUUGAAAUCCUUUUGGACCUAAAACAAUAAAAUGAAAGCUGUUUUGUGGCCGAUCCACUGGCCACAACCGGAAAGUUUAGAGCAGGAGAGAAGAGAGACGUCGCGGCGAUGAUUCACCUCUCUCCAGAAUCCGAACGAAGCGCAUUCCAGUUUAAACAUAUUCCAAUUUGGAUGGAGAACAUGAAAAUAUUUUGGUUUUAUAAAUCUCCCGAUCGCCGCCCCAGCUCUCUAAACGGGCGGAUUUGACGGGUGAAUGAUUGGGGCAGCCAGAAAUGGUCAACAGCCUCCCAUUUCCAUAUGUUUUUUGGCUUACUCUCGAGGCUCUUAGUCAUCGAAUGUAAAGCAAUGAAGUUGAUGGGGAAAGCGGACUGAAUGAGACCUUGAAUUUGGUGGGAAAAGAGCUGGGAUCGGUUUUCAGAUCAGGUAUUAUACUCGGAGUUCGGGAGGACCUGGUUACACUCCAUUUCCACUAUAAUUUUAUUGUUUUAGGUACUAGAUCAAAGAAAGGGUUGAUAAAAUUAGAUAACGAGGGCUUUUUGAUCAAAUUCCUGCCCGAUAGCUUACUCACUCCACAUUUUCGAACUUGCUUAUCAAUUUCCGGACCAGAACUGCAAAAUUCCAGAAAUUCGGUCACGCUGACGGGAAUCACGUCACGCCGAGGCCGAAGAAAUCUUUAUUUCUCACACGAAGUUUUAUAUUUUCUAAUUUUAUUCGCCCAACAUUCCAAGCGUUCCAUGGGAUGUGAAAUUCCACGUAAAUUCGGGCGAUAUCGAUUAUCUCGCGGGCUAUCUGAUCCCUCAACGUAAAUUCCUCGCGGAACGGGAACGAAUUAUGUCGUGUUCCCCGAGGCUCGUUCUAUAUUUAUAUAACAUUUAUUUUUUGUGGGCCCAUUUCCCCGAGUUUUAUAAAAAAUAUUUUCAGAGCGAAGGGAAGGAGAAUAUUUUUUGUUGUUUUGUCGCGUUUUUUUUGUCCGAAAAAACGACUACAACCUCGUUUUAUUUUCGACGCAAAUUAGUCGUUCAUGUCUGAUGUGAAGUGAUUUUUCAGAUUCCACUCAGAUCUUCGGGCGAUGGCUUCGACUUCGCUUGGGAAUGGCCAUCAGAAUUGUGGUAGGUCCUUUUAUUUCAUUAUUUCUUGGGUUUAGCACAAUUAGAAAUGACUCAGAACUCCGGGAAGCUGGUAAUCACUUCUAAAUUAGCUAUUAGUCUGCAUUUUGUUUUUAAGGGUUUAUGUUUUAUCCGAAAACGACCUAAAAUUAUAUUAUUUAUGAGAUCUGGUGCUCACAAAUUGGCCUAUUCCUUUCUAUGGGUUGUUUAAUGAUAGAAAAUCUUUUUAGUCCAUUCUUCGGAGCCCAAUUCGUCUUCGGCAUCGUCGACAUUGAAUCGGCGAGUCCUCAGAAUCCCGGCCUACGCCUUUAUUCUCCCCAAUUUCGACCAGUUUCCAGAUGAUUUCCGUCGAUUUUUGGAGAAAGAAAUGAUUGAGAUCCAUACUCUGAAGAGAUUAGAAGCCUCCGGACAUCUGAACUGGUGGUGUUUACAGAAUGCAAGUCAACGAUUAUGGCCUCUUGUGACUACCGGAGAUGGAAACUGUCUUUUACACGCAGCUUCCUUGGGUAAGGACAUGCAAAAAUUAAUAUAAAUUUUGAUGUUUUAUGAUGUACUUUGUAUUAUAGGUAUCUGGGGAAUCCAUGACCGUCAACUGAAUCUUCGUCAGGCUUUAUAUGAUGUCCUCACUCAAGAUAACCGAAGAAAUUCUUUUUAUCGAAGAUGGAGAUGGCAUGAGAGCAAGACGAACCUUCAAUCUGAACUUGUUCUCAACGAAGAUGAGUGGGAGAAGGAGUGGAAGAGUGUGAUUGAUCUUGCUUCAGCCACUCCUCGGCCAAAUACGUAAGUAUUUUACUAUUUUAUUCCGUCUUUAGGUAGUAUAAGAUAUGAAAUUGGUCAAACGGGAGUUAAAAUUGGUGUUUUAAUAUUUGGUUUUAGUGAUGUUGAUGGCAAUAACUCCAAUGAGCAAGUUUAUGAGAGUUUGGAGGCGAUCCACGUCUUCGCUUUGGCUCAAGUCCUGAGGCGGCCAAUUAUUGUGGUUGCGGACACGGUUUUGAGGAAUGCGAAUGGAGAAGAAUUGGCUCCUAUUCCUUUCGGUGGUGUUUAUUUGCCCUUAGAGUUCAGCCCGGAUCAAUGUCAUAGGUGAGAACAGCUCUAUUUGUGUUUAUAUUGUACUUGAUGACCUUAUCCAUGUGAUCUUCAGAGGGCCUCUGGUUUUGUGUUAUGAUGCUUCCCAUUUCUCGGCGCUGGUGGCAAUGCGACAAUCUAAUUCAAACUACCUGCAAAGUAAAUGAUUGCUUAGGUCGCUUAAUUUUUUUAUAUGUUCUUUUGUUAAUUUAAUUUAUUUUUUUCAGCGGUCCCCAUCAUCGAUAGAUUCCGGAAUUUGCUGCCAGUUCAUUUCUCGGCUGAUCCAGGCCCGGAAUUUACUUGGUAAUUAUAUUUUUUUAUGUUUUAUGUUGGUUUAGGUGGAGAGAUGGGAAAGAUCAGGAGAUUGCCAUGAAAUUGGAGGCCGAACAGUCGGACGAUCGUAUGUUGGAACUGAUGGGUACUUAUAUGGAUAUUGUGAAGAUGGAUUUGAGAAGAGGAAGCAUCAAGAAGUCGCUUCCUUUCGUUGGAGAAACCGAAUUUGCUCCUUCAGUCCCUCUAAAAUUAAUGGCCAUAGCCUCGGGCAAGAAUGACAGCCAUCGUCAUCGUUUCUUCAACGAAUUAAGACAGCAUUUCCGAUGGUUGACAAGGAAAUCGAAGAGGAAGUCGUCCAAGGCAAGAUUCUCAGCUACAGAACUCCGUCAAUCCAAUUGUGUGCUGGCUGUUUUAUUGCAUAAUUACUCCCAUCAAUAUAUCGAAAAGAUGUUCGAGAACUAUUUGGUGGGUGUUAGAGAGAGAUACGAGAGGUAUCAGAAGGUGCCCUCGAGUGUUUCCAUCCCCAAGAACAGACUCAGCAGGUCUUUUUCAUCUUCCUCCGUCCAUUUGAGCUGCCUCAACUGUAAAAGAGUGAGUUUAUUGGAAGUGUAAUAUGAGUUUUAUACCGUAGAAGUCUCGAAAGCGUGUUUUGAUAACUUAUUUUCCUGUUUUAUUGUCUAAUCUGGGAGUAUUUUGAAUUUUUAAAUGGCUUUGUUUUGCAGCACACUGCUUCCCUGUCCACGACUUUCCUUUGUUCCAAUUGUUUUGAGGAUCAGAAGAGAGAGAUGGCGUCGUUGGGAUCGUCCUCAUCCCCCCAAUCACAGUCUUCGACCGGUAAUUCUUCGUUUGAGAGAUGCUCUCAUUCCGAUUCGGCCUACUGUUCCAAAUCAUCAACGAUGCCAGCACUCUCGGAUAACCUGGAGGAACUAAACAUUAAAAUGAAAGACCGCUUUGACUUUGAUGAUAGUUAUCAGACCGCCCAGAUGUCUCCCAGAAGCCCUCGGGCAAUGGUUCAACCGCGAAGUCCUAGAAGUCCCAUUCACAGAGGAGAGGCACCAUUCAAGGUGAACGUGACUGUAAAGGAGUAUGGAGAUUAUGGAAGAGGCUUUCACAACUCGGAUUACGGUCAUCACACUCCCCAGUCUGCUCACUCAGUAGUCCGUCAUAGGCCCAGAGAAUACGAUGACUCCAUAUAUUACACUCCAAGGAAUGACCCCUAUCCCAAGUUCAACUACAGUAAUCAGACGGACAAUGUUCUGAUAAAUCGGAUGAAUGACAUCUCCAUCAAUUCGAGACCCCGGCCCACCAACUUUGAUGGCCGAUACACUCUGAAUGGGCCGAGAGAGCAUUCCAUCGACCGAACUCCCGUCUUUUCACCCGUCCAGAGAUUUGUCUCGGUCAGUCCGAACACUCCGUUGGCCCCAGGAAGAGGAAUCUACGGUCAGAAUGAAGUGUUGACCCAGAAUUAGGACAUCCAGAUCAACGUUUGUAAAGGUGAGUUGAAAUGAGUUAAAAUUGAAAAUAAAGGGACGCCAGUACGGUUCUUCCAAAGUUGUAGUUUUUUCCUCAAGAUGAUGUUUAGGAUGACGUGGAGACGAUCUCUUCUUUGAACACUUCCCUUUCUUUUACCUUUCGCAGAACUUAAAACAAAAUAUAAAGAACAGAAUCGGGCCCAUUUAAGUGUAAAAUGCUAAUAUCCGAUAUUCUAGAAGCCAGUCCCCCAUCCCUCACACUGCCCCGACCUUCUCCAUAA